AUGUCGGAAAAUGAGCAGGGACAAAGUCUCGCCGCGUGCGACUACAGCCCCAUCGUCCUCGGUCCCCUGAAAGCCAGACUCCAGAAAAAGCCACUGUACAUAAACAUUGAGCGGUCGCCGAUCGAAUCAGGGGAUGAGGGGCCAGAUAUGUCUCUGUGUGGCCGACUGGACGGCGAGACGUUGGGACACAUUGGGGUACAGAAUGUUCUCGCGACGCUGGAUUUGAGCUGGAACAAUGGUAGAGACCCCCUUCAAGUAUGUUCGGAUUGCGGCCGCCACCACCCGGGAGCGGCUACGAGCGCAUUUACGAGCCCAUCAACCCCCACCGCGGAUAAGAUGUAUAACAUGUCGGCCACGACUUUCUGCAAGGAACCCGGAUUUACACCUCGAAGCCCACUGGACCGGGACCCGAAGCAUCACAUCUACGUUCAAGUGGAAAACAACACGCCAUGGACCGUGUUCUUGGCUGGAGCUGAUAAGAAGUUCAGCCGCGUGUGCUUCGGGUGCCCUCAAUGCACUGUGGUAGCUGGAGGGAACUAUGUAUCGGAACUGAACGGAGGCUUGAGGACCAUCAUAGGGUACGCUUGA
Messenger RNA from Anthostomella pinea, 588 nucleotides. The record is from the annotation of a GenBank genome assembly. Lineage: Eukaryota; Fungi; Ascomycota; Sordariomycetes; Xylariales; Xylariaceae.